Messenger RNA from Drosophila santomea, 387 nucleotides. Its product is annotated as larval cuticle protein 65Ag1-like. Gene Ontology annotation, cellular component: chitin-based extracellular matrix. The coding region runs from base 52 to 372 and encodes 106 amino acids. The record is from RefSeq and is a predicted model, not a curated record. NCBI's taxonomy places the organism in Eukaryota, Metazoa, Arthropoda, Insecta, Diptera, Drosophilidae. Gene Ontology annotation, molecular function: structural constituent of chitin-based larval cuticle. The transcript is spliced from 2 exons.
CGUCGCUAACUCUUCGAUAACCGCAGAUCAAAACACCAACCAACAAUCACCAUGAAAUUCCUGAUUGUCUUUGUCGCCCUCUUCGCCGUGGCUCUGGCUGCUCCUGCACAAAACCAAGAAGCCCAAAUCCUGCGGUCCGAGUCCGAUGUUGGACCCGACAGCUUCAAAUAUGAGUGGGAGACUUCCGAUGGACAGGGUGCUCAAGCUGAGGGUCAUCUGAACAACGCUGGAACUGAGAACGAGGCUAUCUCCGUCCGUGGAUCCUACAGAUUCGUUGCUGACGAUGGUGUCACCUACGAGGUUCAAUACAUCGCCGAUGAGAACGGAUUCCAGCCCCAGGGUGCCCAUCUGCCCGUUGCCCCUGAGGUCUAAGUCGUUCAAAAUUGU